GGAGGUGUUGAUGCAUUCCCUGUCCCACAGGUGGGGAGACGGAGGUGGAGAAGCAGCACGUGGACAUGUUGGAGAACCACCUGAUGGAUCUGCGCAUGGCCUUCGCGCGGCUCUGCUACAGCCCUGACUUUGAGAAGCUGAAGCCGGCGUACCUGGAGCAGCUGCCAGGGAAACUGCAGCAGCUGUCACGUUUCCUGGGCUCCCGGCAGUGGUUUGUAGGGACCAAGCUCACCUUCAUUGACUUUCUGGCUUAUGAUGUGCUGGACCAGCAACGCAUGUUUGCCCCCGACUGCCCCGAGCUGCAGGGCAACCUGAAGCAGUUCAUGCAGCGCUUUGAGGCCUUGGAGAAGAUCUCAGCCUACAUGCGCUCGGGGCGCUUUAUGAAGACCCCCAUCUUCUGGCACACGGCGCUGUGGUGCAACAAGAAGGAGUGAG
This is a messenger RNA of Phasianus colchicus (ring-necked pheasant), 435 nucleotides long. Lineage: Eukaryota; Metazoa; Chordata; Aves; Galliformes; Phasianidae. The record is from RefSeq and is a predicted model, not a curated record.